AUGGUGGAUUUGCAUCACAGUGAUGAUGAUGCUUGGGUUGAUCUGGGCCCUGAGAUCUCCCCUGCCCCUCAAAAGCCAGUUGUUGGUAACAAAAGAAAAGCUCAGCGGACAUGUCCUCAGAUGUCCAAGAACCAGCCCAAGCCCAAAACCCAAAAGCGCAAGCUGCCUUCUGCAAGUGCAGAGCUAGAGCUGCCAUCUGAUGAUGAUGGUCUAGUCCUUGACCUGCCAGGGCGGGCUCCAGUGGUUAAGGACACUGAACAUCAGGUAUGUGAUUGCGAGGACUCUUCAUUGAAGGCUGCUGCAUCCCGUGUUGCAUCAGUGGUUGACAACAAGUACAUAGACCUCUUAGACAUCCUGAAAGGCCAAGUUCCUUGUGCUGUGGAGAUGCGAUGCCACCUUUGGGAGAUCUUUUCUGUACCAAGGUGCACCCCCAGAGUUCGUGAAUUGGGUGGCCGUGCACGCCGGAGCUAUGAUAUCAAGCAUUAUUGGGACCUAUCAGCAGAAAGUUUCCAGCGCACAACCAUGCAGGAUGUGUUGCUCCUUAAACCUUUGUGCUUGUUCAUGAGUCCACCAUGCACAAUGGUGUGCAGCAUGCAGCACAGUAACUGGCGCCGGAUCAAGCACAAGGACAAGUUCAUGUGCUUGAAAGAAGCGCUUGACUUCAUUGACUUCUGCGCUUGGCUGGCCUUGCUCCAGCUGACCAUGGGCUUGUUCUUUGCUUUGGAGCACCCGGAGAAAUCCUUAGCGUGGGAUCGGGCUUCGGUGCAGAACCUUACCAAGAAGGAUGGUGUGAAGAAGGUCACCUUUGACCAGUGCAUGUUUGAUCUCCGGGCUCCCUCAGGGAAGUUCCUGCGGAAGAGAACAUGUCUACUUACAAACAGCAAUGCCAUUGUCAUGGCCUUUGACAAAAAGUUCUGUGGUGGCCAUCAGGAGCACCAACGGGUGGAAGGCUCAGAAUGUGGCCAGAAGAGGUCUCUACUUGCACAGGUGUACCCAGGGCCAAUGGUGGAUGCCAUAGCUCAUGCUGUGCUGCUAGAAGGCAGCAGAGACAAGGAGCGCAAUCUGGAUGCUGUGAUGUCUGGUUCACCUAAAGGAGAUGAAUCCACAACAGCAGCUGGAAGUGACAUGCUGUCCGAUUCAACCUUGCCUUUGGACUCGGUGUUUGAGACCCUGUAUGACUCAGUGCGCAAAGAAAUUGAAAGUGCUGGAGGACCACGCCAGUACUUGCAUGCUGAAUUCCCUGUCCGCAGUGAGAGGGCAAAGGGCAUUGCCAAGGUAAUGGAGGUGGCACUGGGGAUGUGUGAAGACGUUGACUAUGCUACAGACUACCCUUUGCCAGUAUGCUUCUCUGGAGCAGAAGAUGAACAAGCACCGUUCUUUCUUCCAUUGGGGGCUUUCUCAGCUGAAGCAGAGAGCUCACUCAGGGAGCCACCAUCCCUUGAUGUUGCAAUCAAACUCAUCAACAACUUCCACAAGCAUGGAUUUCAAACUACAGGUGUCCCUAUUCUGAUUCGGCUGGAGACAGCGAGCCUUCCAGACAGUGGUGAGAUUGAGCCCGGCUCCAUUUACUUCCUGAAGGGUGCUGCCAGGAUCCAAACAGCCAUGGCUGUGGUUGUGGCUUUGCGCAGGAUGGGUCAUGAGGUGCCAUUGAUUCUGAAGAAGUCUCUCCAACGCAUCAAGUGCAAGCACAUCAGGCUCAGAGACCGUCAAGCUGAACUGUUCUACAACAUGAAGAAGAGUUCCUCUGAUGCGAUCCGGCGUGCGCCAAGUGCAAUCUCAUGGGUAUUUAGCUUGGUCAACCUGUCAGCGUGGGGCCAUUCUGAUUCCCAGUCCCUCAUCAAGGCAUGGAACGAUGAUGCUGCAAAACAUGACCGCAUUGCUGGCUACAAGUACCAGGCUGUUAAGACCAUCCUAGAGCUCCCUGAAGCUGCUAGGAACAUAAUCCUUGGCACAGUCAGCCUGUAUGGUUGGGAGGGUUGCCCCUACACGGAUGAUGCACUGGGAUCGAAAAAGCUUCUGGUUGGCUACAACUCCAAAUCUGGCAAGCUCUCCAGAACAUCCCCCUGGACAACAAGAUUGAAGAACACCAAGGAGUCUGUGGUUCUUCUCUUCAGGAUGGUCCACAAUCAGUACACCAACAUGCCACCCAAUCACAGGAAAAAGUUGACCAAGAGCCAGCUAGAAGAGAAGGCUGAGAUUACUGCCCUUGCCUGUUCUAUUGUGGAUGAGCUCACGUCCCAGGUUCCCAAUGUUGCCCCGGUCCUUGAGGAGAAGUUCUUGGAGCGGCUCCGGCGUGGAGACCCCGGUCUUGAGAUGGAGCUCGGAUCGGCCUGCUCUGCAAAAGAUGACAAGUGGGGGCCACGCGACAACGGGUGUAUUCUGGAGAUAUUGAAUGGGCUGACUGCUGGGAAAGGUGAGGCGAUCACUGGUUCAAGUGAGGCUGCUCUCUUCAAGUCUGCCACUGACCUCGAUGCAGCUAGCUACAUGCUGGCCUUAGAGGAAAUUGCAUAUGAUGAGCGAUGCCUCCAGGUGUACUUGGGUAAAAUGAGCAACCAUGAGGUCCGCAUCACCCAGUUGAAGGAGCAAUGGAACCGGAAGAGGCAAGAAGGAGCCAAGGAGGCUGUCCACAAGUGGGUGGACCAACAUGUGGAUGCAAACACAUGGCCUUCCAAGUUUGAUGCUGGGACAGCUUUGAGCAUGAUGCGGAGCAUUGAGGAGGCUGCAUCCAGGUGGCGAGAUUCAAUGAAGUGCCGGAACAUUGCCCUGCUCUUCAUUUGCAACUAUGCAUCUCCCAGUCUCAUCAAGAGUGACAUCACUGCUGCCACCUUCAGCAUGGUUGGCCACAUGCUUGGCUCAGAGUUUGGUCCACAAGCAUGUGGGCUGCUGCUAUGCCCGGUCUACUCAUACCAGAAACAUCAUUUGUUUCUUGAAGAGCAUGCUUUGCUCAAGAUGCUGAGCAACAAUUCGUGUUCUGUGGAUACCCUCUUCCAGCUCAAUUUUGACAUCAAGUCCAAGACAGACCAAAGAGAUCAGCGUCCUAUGGCAUACAAUGGCCGGUUUCUUGCUCCAGCCAACGCAGGAAGCGAUUGGGCUUGGCGUGAGUCUACCCUCUUUAAGCUUCGUCGCAACACGAAUGAGGCUUUGCAGCUGGCAAGCAAGCAAAUGGUGAUUCAGGAAGACAUGAACCCGAAGGCCCUUCCUAGCACAGAUGCUGGAACUUUACAUGGCGCCCAAAAGUAUGCCCAGAUUGGCUCUGAUGCAGCCCGGAAGCUGUUGUCAUCUGCGCUGGAGGGUGUGAACUUUGGGAAUCACACAUCCCUUCUUGUGGUGGACACAACGCCGCUGGUUGGAAACUUCUUUGAGGCCUACCUGGAGGUGUCCAAAGAUACCAACGUGCCCAUGAAGUAUGUUCCACUUUUUGCAGAUGAUGGGCAUCAGGAAUGGUUUUCUGGCUAUUUUCACCAAGAGCUGACCAAGCGCUUCCUGCAGGACUCUUUGAAAAUCCCUGGCUUCCCUCUCAACCCCCCUGCGGAGCACAUGGAAUCCAAGCCGGAGCCUCCUGCCUUGAAGCGGUGCUUGUGGGGCAAGGUGAAGAAUGAGAUCCGCACCAUUGAGCUCCCUGAGGAUGAGGUCAAGAAGUGGUGGAGCAAAGAUGAAUGGAAGUGCUUUGUCCAAGAGUUCCAGGAGCGGCACCCUCCAGUGAAGCAGCUUGAGAAAGAGGCCCCCAAGGCUUCUGAUUCAGUUUCUGCAGCUGUGCCUGUCAAGCGCAAAUUGGAGGUGGACAUCUCCAAGCACUUGCGGGAUGGAGGGAGUGCACCUGGCGGAGUCAAGGUGGCACAGGUGCAGAUCAUCAAUGCCAGGUUUCCAGCUGAUGUGAAGAGCCAGGACCUUCCAACUCUUGUGGUUUCUGAUGGCGGGCCAUAUGUGGAGAAUGCCACUGAGCACCCGGUGACCUUUCCUGCUGGUUCCAUCCUGGCUGGGUGGGGCAAGGGCAAGUUCCGUGAUGGCAGCGAACAGAAGUGCAAAGACAAUGAACUUGAGUUUACCUGUGGUGCUGAGACAUAUGGCAUGAUGGACAACAAACUGAACCUCCUCACCGACUUGCUGACUGCAGAGCAGAAGGUAAAGUCGCAACACCCGAAGCUUUGCUAUCACACGAUCAAGCAGGAUCCAUCUGGUGGAUGGGAAUUUCUACAGGACCAUACAGUAAUCUUCCAACCGUUGCCUGAAGACAAGGAAACGCGGGUGGCCCAAGCACAGGUGGCAAAACAAGCCCUUGUGAAUGCUUGGAAAAGCAGUUGCACAUGCAUUGCGUGGCACUUGCGGCCAAGCCAGAAAGGCCUACAACCGAUUAGGCCUGUAGUGGUGUGGACUCAGGAUGUCACCCUUGAACCAGGGAAGAUCCUAGUCCUUGAGGGCUGA
Messenger RNA from Durusdinium trenchii, 4422 nucleotides. The record is from the annotation of a GenBank genome assembly. Lineage: Eukaryota; Dinophyceae; Suessiales; Symbiodiniaceae.